Pseudonaja textilis is the source of this 2494-nucleotide messenger RNA. RefSeq names its product SIX homeobox 4 (gene SIX4). Gene Ontology annotation, molecular function: RNA polymerase II cis-regulatory region sequence-specific DNA binding; DNA-binding transcription factor activity, RNA polymerase II-specific. NCBI's taxonomy places the organism in Eukaryota, Metazoa, Chordata, Lepidosauria, Squamata, Elapidae. Gene Ontology annotation, cellular component: nucleus; transcription regulator complex. The record is from RefSeq and is a predicted model, not a curated record. Gene Ontology annotation, biological process: regulation of transcription by RNA polymerase II.
AAGCCCCUCCACCUAACACCAAAGCCAGACCGGGGGCGGGGGGGGAGAUGUCUUCUGUCUCUCCCACCACCGCGAUUCCCAGCGUGGUGGCGACGAUCAAGCAAGAAAACGUCCUGGAAAUGUUCUGCGGCGGGACGACCGAGAAGGUAACCUCGGGCGGUUCGGCUCCCACGUCUGCACCGCCUUCUCGUCUUGCAGCGGCGGUGGCAGCAGCUCCUUUUGCUAGGAAGGAAAAAGCCAGGGAAGAGGAGGACGAGGAGGAGGAGGAAGCAGCAGCAGCAGCAGCAGCCGCCGGUAGGGUUGCGGGUCAAGUUCUACUCCACUCGGAACUUUUGGUGAGGAAUCCGGCCGGGUCUCCCUUGUCCUCGCCUUCGCCUCGGUCGUCCUCCUCGUCGUCGUCGUCUUCCUCCUCGCCCCAGGCUCUGCUCGCUUUCUCCCCGGACCACGUCGCUUGCGUCUGCGAGGCUUUGCAGCAAGGCGGGAACCUAGACCGCCUGGCCCGGUUCUUGUGGUCCCUGCCCCAGAGUGACCUGCUACGUGGCAACGAGAGCCUGCUGAAAGCCCGGGCGUUGGUGGCUUUCCACCAGGGACUCUACGCCGAGCUCUACGGGAUUUUGGAAAGCCAUAGCUUCGACGCCGCCAACCACCCUCUCCUGCAGGAACUCUGGUACAAGGCGCGCUACACCGAGGCGGAGAGGGCCCGCGGCCGACCCCUGGGCGCCGUCGACAAGUACCGCCUGCGCAGGAAGUUCCCGCUGCCCCGCACCAUCUGGGACGGCGAGGAGACGGUCUACUGUUUUAAGGAGAAAUCGCGCAAUGCCCUCAAGGAGCUCUACAAGCAGAACCGCUACCCUUCCCCGGCCGAGAAGCGCAACUUGGCCAAGAUCACCGGCCUCUCCCUCACGCAGGUCAGCAACUGGUUCAAAAACCGGCGGCAACGGGAUCGCAACCCCGCGGAGCCGCAGUCCAAAAGUGAGUCGGAUGGUAAUCCCAGCACAGAAGAUGAAUCCAGCAAAGGGCAAGAGGACUUGUCUCCACGUUCCCUUGCGAGCACCUCUGAUGGUGGCACCAGCUUAAGCCUUCCUAGCCCAAUGGAGCAAGUAUAUAUGCAGCAACUUGGAAACUCCAAAAUAUCCUUAAGCUCUUCAGGAGUUUUACUGAAUGGAAACCUAAUGCCUCCCAAUCCAUCUGUUUUUCUUAAUGGUACUUCUUUCAUUCAGGGCCCCAAUGGUCUCCUUCUCAAUGGUCUCGGUGUGGGAUCUUCUCAGGCAGUAUCAUCAAGUCCACUCAAAACAUCACCCCAUGCUUUGAGCAAUGGAGUCUCCAUGGGUGAUAUGUUAGUCCCUUCCUCAGAAGAUGUGAAAGACUUCAAACUCCUCCAGACUUCUCUGUCCAAUUCCAUUGCGCCAUCAACACCCACAACAACAUACAGCCCCAAUUCUGGGCCUGUCUCUUUCCCAGGCUUGACACCAAGCAUGGAAGUAAAGAGGGAAGAAAGUGAAGAAGCAAUAGCAUCGCAAGACAGUGGCUCAGUAGUCACUUUUACCACUCCAAUCCAAAUCAACCAAUAUGGCGUUGUCCAAAUCCCUAAUUCAACAAACAGUGGCCAGUUACUUAAUGGAGGCCUCAGUUUUUCUCCGAUGCAGCUGCCCUCAGUAUCAGCAGCAACUUCCCGAGGUAGUCUUUCCAUUAACCAAGGCACAUCAAGCAAUGGCACAUUUACUACUGACUCUACGACCGCUGCCGCACAACAAGGGAAAGUGUUUUUUAGCUCCCUUGCUCCCAGCACUGUGGUGUACACCAUCCCAAACACCAGCCAGGCAGUUGAGCCGGUGAAACAGGAAGGACUGGAAACAAGCCUGGUGUUUUCUCAAGUCAUGCCCCUUGGUCAAAAUGCCCAACUUCAUGCUAAUCUACCUUCAGACAACUUACCCAAUGGGGUCAUGCAGCCAGGAGGAGCCUCUUCCUCCUUAGUUAACGUGACUAUAUCACAUAACUUUUCCCUUGGACCACCUUCUCUUUUAAAUGCAGAGGAACUCAACUCGGCCAUUUCUGAGAGCCCACCAAUGCAACCCCCCACAACAAGUGGGCCGACUGUUGUUUCCAUUAGUAAUGCAAACUAUGCAGCACUUCAGAACUGCUCCCUUAUCAGCAGCCAUGACCUGGUGUCCAUUUCUCCAGUGCAGCCGGCACUAACAGGGAUUGGUGGGGUAGCAAGCAAUGACAUUGGAUCCCACUCCUCUUUGCAAGGACAUCCUCAUUUCACUCGAGAACAGCGGCUGAUCCUGCAGUCGAUUCCCACUCUAAAGGAAAACUUUUUAUCUGAUUCAGAAAACAGAUCAGGAAGCAGUUCGAUGAUGCUGGAUUCCAAAACCAAAUAUGUUACUAGCAAUAUAGUUGAUGCAAUCUGUGAAGAACUGGGGACAGACAAGAAACAGCUGGCUAAACUCCAGACAGUACAGAUGGAAGAAGAUAUGCAAGACUUGUAAAAAAA